GAUAAGCCAUUAGUGCGAAGAGAACGAAGAGGCAUAUAGCGUCGAGGAUCCUCGGCAGAUAAAGCCGGAAGAUGGACGAGGAACAAGUGAAAAUGCUCAGGAGGGCUUUCUCCAUGUUCGACUCGACCAAGUCGGGCAGCAUCGAGAAGGAAAAAGUGAGAACGAUCUUGAACACCCUGGGGCACACUUUCGAUGAUCACGAGCUGGAGGUGGUUCUCAAACAAGAGGACGAGGAAGGUAACGGUAAAUUAAAUUUCGACUCGUUCUACCGGGUGGCCUCCCACUUCCAAGAGGAGGACGACGAGGCUUUGCAGAAGGAACUCAAGGAGGCUUUCAGGCUAUACGACAAAGAAGGCAACGGCUAUAUCCCGACGAGCUCUCUGCGCGAGAUCCUCGCCGCUCUGGACGAUCAGAUAACGCCCGAUCAAAUGGACGGGAUGAUCGCUGAAAUCGAUACCGACGGAUCCGGCACCGUUGACUUUGACGAGUUCAUGGAAAUGAUGACCGGAGACUGAUCGCGAGAGGCUGUAACACGUCCGACGCGAGAAGGCAGCUUGCAUUUCCUUUCGACGACGCUGCUACGGUCGAACCUCCACGAAAAGGCUUCGAACAGCUCAAUGCUUCGGAAAAGGAUAGAAGAGGCAUUAUUAACCGUCCUUCAUUUCAUCUGUACAUUUCUUUCCACCAUCCUGUAACAACAUCUUUAAUU
Dufourea novaeangliae is the source of this 709-nucleotide messenger RNA. RefSeq names its product troponin C-like (gene TpnCIIb). Bases 72 to 515 code for a protein of 147 amino acids. Gene Ontology annotation, molecular function: calcium ion binding; enzyme regulator activity. The record is from RefSeq and is a predicted model, not a curated record. The transcript has 5 exons. Lineage: Eukaryota; Metazoa; Arthropoda; Insecta; Hymenoptera; Halictidae.